This is a messenger RNA of Physcomitrium patens, 3359 nucleotides long. Lineage: Eukaryota; Viridiplantae; Streptophyta; Bryopsida; Funariales; Funariaceae. The record is from RefSeq and is a predicted model, not a curated record.
GGAUGAUCAGAUUCCAUUCCCAAGGUUUAAGAGAUGGGAUUUUUCGGUCGUUUUUUUAGGUUUUUUCAUGUCAAGUUUUUGAGCCGUCGAUUCUGGAUGCAAUGUUGGAAUUGGGAGGUGAAUGUUAUGUGUUGCGGAUAGCUGGGGGAGUGAAGCAGUAAAUGAAGAACCAAUGUCAUUGUUUAGGCAAGUGCGGGAUCCUUGGUUGUUUGAUGAAGUUGCUUCAGUUAUUGAGAGUCGACAGUGUUCAGGAUGAUGGAGUUACCAAUCCUUUGCGCCGGCUCUAAUGCAUUCAGCUCAAUUUCAAACAGAGAGUGCGGUGGCUAUGGACGCGCCAUCUGCUGUGGCAUCGGACGCUCCCGGGUUCGUCUUCGACUCCACUUCCGGGCUCUACUACGAUGCCAGAGAGUUUUUGGGCUCUAGUCGAAAAGAUGCCAAUGUUUGCAUUUUUCAGCUUGGUUUGGAGGGUUUUGUCGACUUCAAUCGUGUGCGAUUUGUAGUGUACUCUGAACAUGUGGAACAGACUCUGGUUUCUACUAUGAUGCGCAAGCUGGUUGGUACUACAAUACUCAUGAUGGACAGUAUUAUAUAUAUGAGAACGAGGCUUACGUGCCUUUAUCAGCGACGGUCCGUGAAGAAACUGUUCUUCGAGGCAUCGGUUCAAGGUGCUGGGCGUUUGUCAAAUCCUGAACAUCAUCUGAGUGAAGAAGCCAUUCCUAUACAGGGAACGACUUCUACAAGUAGAAAUUCAACAAUGUCUACACAUAUCGCUGGCUUCACAGCAGAUCAAGAAGCUACCAUUGAUGAAACGUCAUCCCACCUAGAUAAAGAUAGCACUAUGAAGGAUGCCGCAGCUGUAGCAUCGGACUCUGAAUGGCAAGUUCAAUCUUUUAGAUAUGCGCAGAAUGUGACUGAAGUCACAAGCGACUCUUCAAGCGGAUUGAUCCCUGGAACCGAAAUGUCUUCGCUAUCUAUGGGAACUGUACCAACUAAAAGCUUGGAUACUACUGAACAAGGAGAUGCUGGUAAUGAGCCAGUAGAAUCAAGACCAGCUUCCGUAUGGAUUGCAGAAACCCUCAACGAGUUGUACUCACAGAAUACGUUUGAGACACCUACCAACGGAGGAAAAUCUGGAGUAAGUGUUGAUCCUUCUUCACAGCAUUUGUACUACCUUCCAAAUUCUGGUGGAGAAGACCCAUAUGAAUACACCUACAUGAGUGGAGAUUAUAAUGAAGAUACCUGGCGAGAGCCACAACACCAACGUCGGCAACAUUGGGGCUACAGUGUUGCCGGGGAAUAUCCCGCAACAAUGGACAACGAGUUGUAUGAGUCAGAUGAUCAGAGUGAAGAGCUAGAAGAAGGUGAAUGGAGACCUGAAGAAGAGGAAAAAGAAAAGUAUGUCUUCGCUGAUAUUGAUGAAGUAGAAGAAGGUGAAAUUCGCGAGAGUCCUAGUGAGGAACCAGAAAGUUUAGGAAUGGAUGGAGAAGAUCGUGGCACUUUCGGUGGAGGAGAAGAUCCUGCAUACAGAGGGUCAUCUCCCAUACACACAGAAAACUAUCUGUAUGAGGAUGGUAAAAUUGCAGGAGCUGACUAUACUUACGUCACCCAUCUCUCUGAGAAUUUGCCUGGAAGUGAUGCAGAUUUAAUUACAACUGCAUCAGUCGUAACAGCAGAAGAACAGUGGCAAGCUCAGUAUCUUCCAGCAGCUAAGUUAAAGCCACGAACUUAUAGUGGUUCAAUGGAACUUUGGGACUGGAGUAUUGUAGAGCAGGAAAAAAAGGUUUCAAAAAAGAAAGUGAAGAAAAUCAUUCGUUUGGUGGGCCGGUUAGCACCAAAUGCUACUCAAGUUCAUCCAUCUCUACGUGGUUCAGGAGGUCUUAUUCGUACUACUCCAAUACUUGAAGCCGACCAUGAGUUUGUGAAGGUCUCAUCAGGGCGGAUUUACAAACUUCGACGGCCAAGCUCGAAACAUCUUGCAGUAUAUCCUGGCUGUGUUUCCUCCAAUCCAAGUCAAGAUUGGGGCCUCCCACUCAUAAAUACGAAUCCAGCAGAAAACUACAUCAGCCAUAGUUCCGGCACGCAUGAUGCUAUUUUAAGCACUGAUUCUGGACUUGGGAACGAUCAGUCUGCUGCACCUAAGAAGAAGAACUCAAAGCUGAAAUUUAAAGGAGUCGAUGGGGAACCGCAACCUAAAUAUAGGGACAGGGCUGCAGAGAGAAGAACUUUACACAGGGGUUUCGGAAUAGGACCUGGUCAGAAGCUAGUAUCUGUACACGAGCUUGAGAAAGAGGAAGCAGAAGCUGCCACAGAGAUGCCAGCAGCCUUGGAAAAGGCCGCUUCAGCAAGGCGCAUAGGGAGGGAUAACAUCGGGAAACGGAUGUUGGAGGGUAUGGGGUGGAAAGAGGGACAAUCAUUGGGCUCUGGAGAAGGAGGUCUAGUAGAUCCCAUCUUAGCUUUGGGCAACACUGGUCGUACUGGCUUGGGUUGGAACUAGUGGCUUUUUCGCAUCUAUGAUUCUUGUUCGAAAUAUACCGAUGGCCUCAAGCUCAAAGAAGUCUUUGUUCCUCGUAUGUAGAAAAGAGGAAGUGACGCAAAAGAUGGUCAACAUGGGCACAUCGGCAUACAUUAAAACAUCCAAUAUGCAGCUCAUGUGCUUUCAAGUCUCUUUCGACUAUCUAUUCGAGCGUUUAGCUGUGUCAUUACAUUCUGGAAUCAAGUACACCGGCUUCAAAUCUUUUCAGCUCUUACUAUAAAUUGCAGAGAUGUCAAGAAUUGUUCUGAGUCUUCGUAAUAAUAUCAGCUCACAACGGUGAAGAGAUCCAUUUGGCAUGAUGUCUACGCAGAGAUAUCGCUGUCGGCAGCAUGGGGAGGUGAAACUGUGAAGCCUUUUACGUGUGUAUUGAUACAGGAUAUCCCUGUCCAUUCCAUUACGCUCCAGGAUAUCAAAUCGAUUGGUUGCGAUUGAGCCAGAGCUGUAAGUUUGUUGCUUUCCUUGCCUUGAGCAUUUUAAAACAUCUUAGUUUGCGGGUGGAUCAAGAAGUUCACUUUUGAUACAAAUUAACUGUGUGGUGAUCUGGGGAAUUGGAUAUUUCAAGCUUUAGUAACAGAACUGAAAAAUCUGCCCUAGGCAUAAGGUCUUUUCAGCUGCAGUGAGAUACCUUCUGCUGCAGCCUUCAUUGUUCAGUUAUGUCAUGGAAUUUUACCUGUCAAAAUGUUCCUAGCAUACUGAACGAAGUCUUGUUUUAGACUCUUACAUGGGAUUUCUUGACACACCUAAGGUAUGUGAUAAUGCCUUUUGUUUUCAACUCAAACAUUUACUCCUACACUAAGAGUUACUUCUCCACUUUCGAUUUGUUUAA